Messenger RNA from Athalia rosae (coleseed sawfly), 8152 nucleotides. RefSeq names its product mediator of RNA polymerase II transcription subunit 12 (gene kto). The transcript has 13 exons. The record is from RefSeq and is a predicted model, not a curated record. NCBI's taxonomy places the organism in Eukaryota, Metazoa, Arthropoda, Insecta, Hymenoptera, Athaliidae. The coding region runs from base 436 to 7083 and encodes 2215 amino acids. Gene Ontology annotation, molecular function: transcription coactivator activity. Gene Ontology annotation, biological process: regulation of transcription by RNA polymerase II. Gene Ontology annotation, cellular component: mediator complex.
UUGGUGAAAAUGCCAAAAUGGCGUUUAGGACAAUUUUUCUAGAAGAUGACAAGUUUGAUGGAAUUUUAAACAUCAAUUUUGUUUAAAAGGUGUUUCUCAACAUGUACAUAUUAAACAGACAAUGUUAUCUAUUAUAAUUUCUUCGUGAGUGAGAAAACUAUACCAAUAACUUUUAUUUUUAUACAUAUUUUUUAAAACUUCUGUUGUCAUAUUUUGAAGGUUAUAUUAUGUUGCAUUGAUUUUUCAUCCAUAAUUCUGUAAAUACCUUUAAAUCUAGGGUUUUAUUAUAGUUUUCUGAGAUUUAUUUAUCCGUCCGAUCACUGAGUGACUACGAUCUUCGAUAACAAUUGUCUAAACGUCUUUGUAGGGAAGUUACAAACAUUACUUUAACUUUUCAUGAUUCCUCCUAGUUUUUGAUUUAAUUUUUUGCCUACCAUGAUGGGUAUAUUGUAUGAAAAACGGCCCUUAAAGAGGCCCAGACUUGGACCACCUGACGUCUAUCCUCAGGAGCCAAAGCAAAAAGAAGACGAACUUACAUCCGUUAAUGUCAAACAUGGCUUUGCAACAAUGCCCCAGUUGUCUGAUGAGUUUGGAACAGCUAGGCACUGCAAUGUAACCGCAGCUAAGGUCGGAGCAUAUUUCAAUAGUAUACUUGCCAAAAAAGAGGAAUUUGCAACAAUGCCAGACACUGGGAGAAAAAGGCAACAGAUAAAUCCAAAGGACAACUUUUGGCCUGUCACUGCAAGAACGAAAAAUGGCAUAGAGGCUUGGUUCAAGGAUCUAUCUGGUUGUAAACCUUUAUUAGCGUUGGCUAAGAAAGCGCCAAACUUUAAUAAAAAGGAGGAGAUUUUUAUGAUGCUAUGCGAGUACCAGGUCCCGAUGUUGAGAGCUGCCUGGUUCAUAAAAUUGAGUUCUGCUUAUACCGUUGCUGUUUCUGAAGCUAAGAUUAAGAAGAGGCAAUUACCGGAUCCAACUACUGAAUGGACGGGAACUUUGAUAAAAUUUUUAAAGGAUCAAUUGUCAAAAUUGCAAGAAUAUUAUCAUGUUAAUCACAGCUUAACCAAUGGUACGAGCAAUAGUAGCAACGGUAGUAAUCCGAGUAUUAAUACUAACGUUAGUAGUUCAAACAAUCAGCCAACAACUCCGAAUCCAACUCCUGUAACAAUAUUGGGUAACACUAUCAAUGAAGACCACAAAUUGGCUCUGAAACAAUGGCAUUACUGCAUCCAAUUAGCAAAAUAUAUGUUUGAAGAAGGAUUACUAGAUCGACAAGAACUGCUGCAAUGGAUAUUGGAAUUGUUGGAUAAAAUGCGAUCGGCCCCAUCAGAUGAUGGCAUUUUGAAGCUUUUAUUGCCAUUGGCAUUGCAAUACCUAGAAGAAUUUGUCCAAUCUGAAUUAUUAGCUAGAAAAUUAGCCUAUUUGUGCUGUCGAAAGAUUGCACAAAUGUGCAGUAACGUUGAGAACACUAGUAAUCCGCAAAGCCCCAUGGUCGUUGCCCCUGUCAAAUCUGAAGUAAAUGGGACUAAAGAAAACACAGUAGCUCCUGCUUCGGUAAAUCCGUUAACGGUAACAUUUAACGACUACAUAAAUUGUCCACAUCACAGGGACAUCAUUCUUGGAUUAUCCGUUAUAAUACAGGUCAUUACGAUCGAAUGUCCAACAGCCUUAGUUUGGAAUAGUGUUGGCGAGGGAAAAUCUCCAUCAGUUUUAAAUGGUUCACCAUUAGACCAUUUGCUCUGUCCUCCUGCAGCCUUACCAUGUCCUCCAGCAAGUUCUGUCAAUCCUACCAUGAAACAGAUAAAAUUGGCUCAAGAAAAUAUUCGAAGGCGAUCUAUAGCUGCGGAAGGACGUUGGUCUUGCGACAAAUGGCAACAAAGCAGCGCUGGUAUGACAACGACUAAAGUUUUGGCAGCUUUGGACGCUUUGGAUCGCCAUAGUUUUGACAGAAUGGAUGCUACGAACUCAUUGGACACUUUAUAUGCAAAGAUUUUUACCCCGACGCCAAAAGAGAACCCGAAUGAAAGAGAUACGAAAACCGAAUACACUCCACAACAGGAUGCUGCCAUUGUAGAAAUAUUAUGUGAGUGGGCUGUGAGUUGGGAGCGCUGGGGUGAACACAGAGCAAUGGCUGUUGCUAAACUACUAGAAAAACGACAGAGCGAGGCAACCGGUGAAGCAAAUGACAAUGACGACAAAGACAGCGUUUGUAGCAAUGGAACUCCACCAGGCUUACCGAUUUUUCAGCCAUUACUCAUGAAAUUUUUAGAUACCGAUGCCCCAAUUUUAGACCACAACUCUGCUCACUCCAAGGCUCAAUUCACUAACUUGGUACAUUUAUUCUCUGAGUUAAUUCGACACGACGUAUUUUCACAUGAUGCCUACAUGUGUACUCUGAUAUCUCGUGGAGAUCUCAUUCAAGGGCCAGCUGCCAGCAAGCCAAGUACACCAAGCAAUCGUGAACCAAUCGACGAAGACAGUUUGUUUCCCGGUAUUGAUUUGAAACCAGCUAAACUGGAAGUACCAGAUCAUGGAAGAGCGAUGGAUUACGACGACAGUAAAAUUGAUGACGAUUUGGAUAAAUUACUACAGCAUAUUAAGGAGGAUCAACAGAAUAGUAUGGACGCUCCAGACAGUCCGAAAGAAGAUGCGCUGGGUGGUCAUAAUGCUCAUGAUGGACUAGACUCGAAAUCUCCGAGCCCUUGUAGACAUUUACUCUACACUACGCAUUUUCCAUUGCCCCAGGAUGAAACGUGCAGUCAACACGACUGUAAUCAACGCCACGUUCUAUUAUACGGUGUAGGUCGCGUGCGAGACGAGGCUAGGCAUGUUGUAAAAAAAAUGACCAAAGAGAUCUGUAAAUUAUUUGGUAAAAAAUUUAGUAUCGAUGUGGCGGAAGGAGGUAAAGUGAAAAAACACUCCCGUAGUGAAUUCAACUUUGAAGCUGUCACGCAAAAGUUUCAAAACUUGAGUUACUUUGAUCAACAUGUUGUGACGUGGCAGUGCGCGACUCAAGUUGUUGAAAUGUUGAACACCUUUGCUUUGACUGGAUCAUCUUAUUUGCCAGUCCAGGAACAUGUCGCGUUUUUAUUUGACUUAAUGGAACUGGCCUUAAAUAUUUACGGACUCAUUGACGUUUGUAUUCAAAUACUGAAAGAACUGCCGGAAAUUGAGGCACAGUUGACUGCGAGGAAUAGUCAGCUCAUUAGAAGUUACACCACAAGUCUGAGUCUCUACGUAGUUGGAGUAUUAAGGCGAUAUCAUUGCUGUUUGUUACUUACUCCGGAGCAGACUACUGCGGUGUUUGAUCUGCUCUGCAAAGUGGUAAAACAUGUUUCAAACCCGAGUGACUGUAGCUCUGCAGAACGUUGCGUUUUGGCGCAUCUUUAUGAUUUAUAUUCAAGUUGUUCAUUGCUAAAAACAAAACCACACGGUGUGGAAGCUUUCAGCAACGCAUAUCCUAAAAUAAGAACUGCAUUGUACAGUGCGCUACAACCGACUCCUUCAAACCACGUUUACAAUUCUCAGUUCAUGAUCGAUGUCUUUAGUAGUCCACGUCGUGGAGGAAAAAUUGAACCGCAGUGGUCCAGGCAGUUGAACGAAACUCCAGCAAAUCGAUAUAGCUUUGUAUGCAAUGCAGUUAUUGUCGCUGUCAGCGGUGAUACUGACAAUGAUAAACUGAACGACGUUGCGAUAACUUGCGCUGAGUUGACAGCCUGCUGUAACGCUUUGAGUGCGGAAUGGCUGGGUGUUCUAAUGGCAUUAUGUUGCUCAUCUAAUAGUUCAUCAUUUUAUAUAGAUGUAUUGAAUCAAGUUGAUGUUCAAAAUUUGAAUGUACGUAACUCCCUAGCUGUUUUCACAUCAAUCCUAAUAGCGCGACAUUGCUUUUCCUUAGAAGAUUUCGUCGUUCACAUUGCUUUGCCAUCUCUCGUCAAAGCUUGUAACGAAGGCCGAGGAGAUGCGGACAUGGAGGCAGAAGCAGGUGCUUUACUGACUUGCCACCUGCUCUUGCAACUUUUCAAAACCGUGGAGUGCCCGCAGCCAGCAUUAUAUUCCGUCAGCACCAGCCCACAUCCGAUACCUAGUGGAAAUCUUAGACGUUAUAGCAUAAAACUCAGCUGUGACAGACACCUCCUAGCCGCUGCGCACAACAAUAUCAGAGUUGGACCUGUUUUGGCAGUUUUGAAAGCAAUACUUGUAGUUGGUGAUGCCACGGCUGGCAAACUGCCACCAAAAAAACCAGACAUUCCAAUGGCACACUCUAACAAAGCGGGACCAGCUAGUGUUGGUGGUGGAGAGAGAGAAUCGAUCAGUCAUAUAUUAGGGACUAGUGAUAUUUUAGGAGGAGGCGACGACUUGGGUUUGGAUCUUGGACUAUCUUCGAGCAACGUUAACAUGGAUAUUGAGAAUGUCAAGGGCCUUUCUGCCUUUGCGCAGCAUGUAUUACGACAGAUAUGCAGUCAGGAAUGGGUUCUGGAAAGGUGUCUACAAAAUCCAGAAGAACUUUGUCACCCAGACAUGCUCUUAGAUAACAUGUUGACUCCUCGUCAAGCUCAGAGAUUGUUGCACAUGAUUUGUUACCCAGAUACGCUCAUAGAUACAUUUCUUGAUCAAAAAACGCACAUUACUAACAUAUUGGAAAACCUAGAACAAUGGAGUCUCCGAAUGUCUUGGCUGGACCUCCAACUCAUGUACAAACAAUAUCCUCCAGCCUCCAACGAUUUGUCCCAAUGGCUGGACACAGUGGCAAAAGCUGCGAUCGAUGUCUUCCAAUUAAAUACUAUUUCUGGUAAACCAGAUAAAAAAUCUGGUUCCAUAUGGUUGGUCGCACCUUUGGUAUCAAAGUUACCGAGCGCUGUUCAAGGGCGCGUCCUAAAAGUGGCUGGUCAAGUUUUAGAAUCUGGAAAUUGGUCAAAAGCCAGUAGAGAAAAAGGCAAAUCAAAAUCACCGUCGUUAUUCAAUCAUCAGCCAUUUUUGUCAUUGGUGUUGACGUGCUUGAAGGGACAAGAUGAUCAGAGGGAGGGGCUUCUUACUUCGCUGCAUUCUCAGUUGACCCAAUUUCUGAACAUGAGUAAAGAGGAAAAGAAUAUCGGUCUAGAAGAUCCAAAAACGAGGGAAGUUUUGCAGGACGCCCUACAACUGAGAUUCAGUUUAGUAGGAGGAGUUUUUGAUACCAUUCAAAGAAAUACAACCGUUACAACAGACUGGGCUAUACUACUGGUACAAUUAAUUAGCUAUGGCGUUAUAGACCUUAACAAUAAUUCAGAAUUGUUCACCACAGUGAUAGAUAUGUUAGCCACUUUAAUACAUUCCACUUUGGUCUCGGAUUCUCAAUCUGAAAAAGAUGAAAACAAAAAGCAUUAUCAGAAUCUCAUGAAGAAACUUAAAAAGGAACUGGGAGACCGAAAUUCACAAAGUAUUCAAUUUGUUAGGCAGCUGUUACCGCUGCCCAAAUUAACGAUGGAAGUAAUCGCUUGCGAACCUGUUGGCUGUCUGACAGAUACUAAAGGAAACAAGAUCGCUGGAUUUGACAGUAUUGAUAAAAAACAGGGCCUCCAGGUAUGCGAUUCUCAGAGAGUUUCGGCUUGGGAACUAUUAGAAGGUCAUAAAAAUCCAGCACCUCUGUCAUGGGCUUGGUUUCGAGCAGUGAAAAUGGAACGCAAACCAUUAACGUAUCAAGCAGCUCAGAAACUUUUGCGAUAUCAUACUCAUAGCGCAAUCAAGCCUCCUAGUCAUUACUUGGAUGCGCCUCCAUUACCCCCUGAAGAUUUAGAACCGGAUAAAAAAGAAACAGAACCUGGUAAGGCUGAUACGCCAAUGAGCGUCGAGUCGCCUGGAAGAACAGGUAAGGGAAAAGCUAUGAAAGCCAAAAGAUCACGGAAAACCAAAGGAGCUCCAGCUCCAGCAGCACCAAUACCCCAGCAAAUGCAACAACAAGGUCCUCCACAAAUGCAACAGAUACCAUAUGGGCAACAAGCUCAAGUUGCACAACAGCAGGGUAUGUUCCCAGGACAACCGCAGCAGCCGCAACAGCAGUGGUAUCCAAAUCAGCCAGGGCCUACACCGCAACAACAAUACGGAUAUGGGCAACAAAUUCCACCAGCUCAAGUUGGCGGCCCGCGUUACGAACGCCCGGGAAUGAACAAUCAGUCAAAGCAAGCACUUUCGAAUAUGCUGCGGCUUAGGUUACCCUCGAAUCAAUUUAUGGGUGCCCAACAACAGCCCGGUGCUCCUCCUGGAGCUGGACCAGCCGCAUUCCAGGGUAUGCAGAGGCAGCAGUUCAUCAGACAGCAAUUGCGAACACAACAUGGCGGUCCCGGAAUCAGCCCGCAGCAAACUAUGUUCCCGCCACAACAGCAGCAGCAGGGGAUGUAUGCCAGUAUGCAACAGGGAAUGAACCAAAACUACGCAGGUUAUGGCGGCCAGCAUGUGCUACCUCAGCAACAACAGCAAUUAUUACAACAACAACAACAACAACAACAACAGCAACAGCAGCAACAACAGCAGCAACAGCAGCAACAACAGCAGCAACAGCAGCAGCAACAACAGGGUAUGAUGACUCAGCAACAAAAUAUGAUGUUCCAAAAUCAACAGCAGAUGAUCGGUGCCCCAAGAGGACAGGAAUAUAUGCAGCAACAGAGAAUGCAACCUGGAGCCGCAAGAGCUCCGUAUUUGCAGGCGCCUAAUGUUACAAUGAACAUUCCGAUGGGCGGAGGAGUUCAAAACCAACCAGCCCCUCCAUACCGACAAGCUGGAGGGAAACCUGGAGCGGUUGGUGUUGCUGGAGUUGGAGCUGGCGGUGUUGGUGUUGGUGUCGGUGUUGGAUUACAGCAACAAAACCAACAGUUCCAGCAGCAAACAAUAAAUCAACAACGGAUACGACAAAUGCUGGUUAUGCAGCAGCAACAACAGCAACAACAACAGCAACAACAACAACAACAACAGCAGCAGCAACAACAACAACAGCAGCAGCAGCAAGGUGGAGGUGGUGGACAACAACCUACCCCUCAACUAGUAGCGCAUCUACAACGACAUUUGAAUCAACCACCCCAACAUCCUUACCAACAUCAGCCACCUCCUUAUUAAGGAAAAGUUUAAUUCAAAGAGCCAGAAGAGUAGAUUCUAGUUAAUAUAGAUGAGUAAAUGUUAGCGAAUCAAUUGUACUUAGUCUAAGUUAUCAGCUGUCACUGUAGUGGUCUGCGGGGACCAUCAGUGACACUUAUAGUCUCAGGAGUGGUAAAAAGAUUAUGGACCAAUAUUAAACUAAAUAAAUUUGUAAUCUGCAAAAUUUAUUUAUAACAACGCAUGUACAAAUUUUGAUGCCCAAAAAGAAAGACGACGAAAAAUUAAAAAAAAUUUGUGCAGGUCAAUCGUCAUCGCUAGAAGAGAAAAAAAACAUAUGUAUUCUCCAUCAAAUUUUUAGAAUCAUACAAACUUGUAUAUACUUAGUGUAAAAUUGGUGGAAAUGAAUUAUACACAUAUUCGAAAGUAGACCGAAAUUUGUCUAGAUCUAUAUCUGCAAUCAUACAGAUAAAAAUUCAGCAAAUCGUAACAGUAAUGGAUCGAAAAAUCCAUGUACGAGAAAAAAAGAUAUAAAUACAUAAAUAUGUAUAUUGUAGUUAUAUGUUAUCACUGCCUUUUAAAAGUAAGUUAUUAAAUUAUUGCAAACCAAAAUUGUAUGCUCAUUCAUCAUCUCAUACCCAUUAAAAUAUUUGUCAUCACGUCUCGCACAGUUAUUCGAUUUUUUGUUAUUGUUUCAAUGCAGCAGUUGAAAAAAUUGCAUCAAUGACAAUGACCUGAUGAAUUAGUAUACUAAAUAAGGCCGCAUUUUCUACAUCUAUUUAAAGAUAGCAAACGAAACGAAAAAAAAAAUAUCAUUCAGAAUAAAAAUGAUGAAUGAUGACAUAAAAAGUCCGUUGUGUAAAUGAAAACUGCGCAGAAAUCGAUAUGAUAGAUAAUUAGAAAAUCAUGUAUUUAUAUUUAAAUCCAUGGAUAAAAUGAUCAAAUUCCCUGCUGAGUAUACAUAUAAUUCAACAUCAGUAUUAAUGCACCUGUAAACCUAGUUUAGUAGUAGUAAUUGAUCGGAGGAUUUUCGACGGUUAUUUUAUCUGUACUUUUUUCUUUUUAAGAAAUAUAAUGAUCAUAUUGUUAACAA